Jatropha curcas is the source of this 1235-nucleotide messenger RNA. Its product is annotated as Haloacid dehalogenase-like hydrolase (HAD) superfamily protein. Lineage: Eukaryota; Viridiplantae; Streptophyta; Magnoliopsida; Malpighiales; Euphorbiaceae. The record is from RefSeq and is a predicted model, not a curated record.
UCCAUUUUUAAGGUCUCCUGACGCUCGCACUAAACAAGUCUUUCUUAAUGCUCUUCCUUGGCCACUUUAAAUAAAAAACGACCUGAAAUCCAAACAUUUUUGCAAAUGUAGAAACGAAAAUGGCGACAAUGGCGAUGAGAGCGAAACUAACGAGGGUUCUUUCUAUUCUCGUCAAUAAUAAUUAUAACAAGCAUAACACAAUCUUGAAUAAUUACUUAAGAUCUGGAACAUCCUUUACUGGGUUGGCUCGGUUUUCGUCUCCGGCCGGGGCGGUGGCCGCGGUGAAAGAUCAAGAAUUGGUCAGGUCAAGAGGAGUUGGGUUGGAAAUAUUGGGAGUCAAAGAUUAUGAAGAUUAUAGAAGGUCUUUGUAUGGUGACAUCACUCAUAAAGCUUUGCUUGUUGAUGCUGUUGGUACCCUUGUCAUUCCUUCACAGCCCACAGCACAGAUAUAUAGAAAGAUAGGGGAGAAAUAUGGAGUGGAGUACUCAGAGGAUGAGAUAUUGAAUAGAUAUAGAAGGGCUUAUGAGCAGCCUUGGGGUAGAUCUCGGCUCAGAUAUGUAAAUGAUGGAAGACCCUUCUGGCAAUAUAUAGUCAGUUCGUCUACUGGUUGUUCAGAUUCUCAAUACUUUGAAGAACUUUAUAGCUACUAUACUACUGAAAAGGCUUGGCAUCUCUGUGAUCCUGAUGCUGAGAAAGUAUUCAAGGCUCUUAAAAAGGCAGGUGUGAAGUUGGCUGUUGUCUCUAACUUUGACACUCGACUUAGACCUCUCCUACAGGCUUUAAACUGUUAUCAUUGGUUCGAUGCUGUGGCAGUUUCAGCUGAAGUUGCUGCAGAGAAGCCAAACCCAACGAUAUUUCUAAAAGCUUGUGAACUGUUGGGAGUAAAACCUGAGGAGGCUGUGCAUGUAGGAGAUGAUCGCAGGAAUGAUAUAUGGGGUGCAAGAGACGCAGGCUGUGAUGCGUGGCUUUGGGGAAGUGAUGUCAAUUCCUUUGAGGAGGUAGCACAAAGGAUAGGGGUGCAGGUUUGAGAGGUCUUAGUCAUCCAAGAUGAUGGAAGUUAUUAUAUAUAUAUACAUAUGUACAGGUAUAAUGUAGCUUUCAGAAAGAGGCUGUCACUACAGUGGUGUUGCUCUGUAUUUUGUAGAGGGUAGAGGUGAGGCCAUAACUAGUGAGAGACAGACUUGGUAUAAAAUAAACGUGGUGAGGAAAUAAUAUAUAGACUUCUUUUUCCCCUG